This is a messenger RNA of Coccomyxa subellipsoidea C-169, 2175 nucleotides long. RefSeq lists its product as hypothetical. Gene Ontology annotation, cellular component: vacuolar membrane. Lineage: Eukaryota; Viridiplantae; Chlorophyta; Trebouxiophyceae; Coccomyxaceae. Gene Ontology annotation, molecular function: amino acid transmembrane transporter activity. The coding region runs from base 245 to 1642 and encodes 465 amino acids. The record is from RefSeq and is a predicted model, not a curated record. The transcript is spliced from 10 exons. Gene Ontology annotation, biological process: amino acid transmembrane transport.
GAACAAGAGAUCGGAGCACAUCUCUGCAAUCCCUGCGACCGUCAAGGUUGUUCCGUACUAGCAGCGCCGGAACCAGGUUCACGGAAGUCGCAUAGGCAAGGCUCCGGGACAACGGCCCUUCUUGUCGUCCUGAGAGGCUAACAUCCCGUUUGAUACACAACAGCUCAUCACAUAAUAUUAAUUAAAGAACGCCCGACUGAAGAGGCACAAAGUUAUACGGGGCGGCAGCACAGCGCCCGCCAAGAUGGCGCCUACACAGCGGCAGUCUCUGAUGACUGUCAUGGCGCAAGCCACCAGCCCUUCGCUCAGACUGUGGCCACCAGAGAGCUGCGAUGAGCACCAGUCCCUCACUAUGGGGGAGCCAAGCAGCGAUGGUGCAUCAGAGAAGGUGGUCAGCACGAGUGGCAGCAGCGGUGAGAAGGAGCGCGCCCCGUGGCCGGUCACGCUGGGCACUCUCCUAGCUCUCCAGCUCGGCUGGGGGCUCUGGCUCAUGCCCGCUGUCUAUGCCAGGAUGGGGUGGAUACCGGGAACUGCAGCUAUUGGGGUGCUCACGCUGCUGACGGCGUACUCGGGCUUCCUCAUAUCCAGGCUGGUGCAGACGGUGUCGGGGGCAAUCCUCUUUGGAGACAUUGGGGAGGCUGCUGCAGGGGCCAAGGGGCGCAAUGUGGUGUAUGGAAUUGUGUACACGCUGGGAGCCACGCGGUGUAUCAUAUUGCAGCUGGCGACAGCAGAGAGCCUGAAGCAUGCGUUUGGCAGCAGCAACGAUGAGUCCCUGCUGGUUUACGGCCUGGCAGUUGCCAUUGUGGCUCUGGUGCUGGUCCAGAUCAAGUCGUUGAGCAACCUGGGGUGGUUCUUGAGUUUUGGGACGUUCGGUCAAUUCUUUGCGGCGAUUGUGGUGGUCUACAAACUGGUAGUCACACCGAGAUUGGGAGCCACGACAGAGCUUGUACAUGCAGGAGAGGCAUCGACAUUCUUGGUAGCUAUCAUGAACAUCAUCUUCGCGUAUGGGGGCCAGUUUGCGUUUGUGGAAGUGAUCAACUCCAUGCAGCAGCCCAGGCACUUCCCUGGGAUUGUGUCCUUCUCCACAGCCAUCAUGGGGAUCGGCUAUGUGGGCAUUGGCAUGAUUGGUUACUGGGCGAGGGGCAUAGCAGUGCCUGAUGUCAUCAUCUUUGGCAUCGGGGAUGACUGGCUGGCGCGCGCAGCCUGCAACGCCAUUCUGAUCCAGGGGAUCGGCCAGUACCUGGUCAACCUCAACAUCUGGACCCACAACAUCCUCACCCUGCUCGCCCGCAGCCAGGGCAGCAAGUGUGCGGCGCACAUUGAGAGCUCGUCGGACCACCAUUGGCUGAGCUGGCUGGCAGGGACCACAUUCGUGGUGGCCUACUCCUUCCUCAUCUCCAUGACAGUCCCUUACUUCAGCUCCCUGGUGGCCCUCGUCACGUCUGCAACGUACCUCAUCUGCGCGUACACCAUCCCAUGCUGCUUCACUGUGGCGCUGAUGCGCGAGCGGCUGCCUCGCGCUGAGCUGGCCCUGUGCAUGGCGCUGAUUCCCAUGUCGCUGCUCAUGAGCUGCGCGGGUGUCCUGUCUGCCUUCCAGAACCUCAUGGAGAACGUCCGUGGCGGUGUUGUGCUGCGGACUUGAUCUGUCAAGACGCCUGGAGUUGCGCUAUCCUGGACGGGGUCUCUCAUUCUCUUUGCAGAGAUGUUGUGAUCCUUCCUUGUGUCCCUUCUAAGGACAUGUCUUGUUUGGUGGUAGGGUAGGACAGCUAGGGAAGUCAUAUGAUGUACAGGCCAUUCAUGAGCGCUUGAAGUGACAUUCUGAUCAGUGUGUUUCCUUUUACCGUCAGCAGCAGACAUUGCCUGGCAUGCUCGCCGGGUUGCAUGCUCUGAUUUUCGGUAGUGAUAUAUUUGACGUAACCAUGACAGUCUUAGAUUACAGCGGUGAUGAGCAGCAGGGCUGCUUUGUACCAUAAAGACAGUAGAACGAUUUCUAGACAAGCUACGUCUUAUUGAUAUGGUCCAUCUCCUAUGUUAAUGUGAUCACGCUGCAUGCAUGUGCAGAAGCGCUUCCGUGCUAGCAGGAAUGCCAAAGGCCUCAUUGAUACAUUGCCUACUGUGGAAGGGGGAGGACAGGAACGAUAUGUCUCUUAAGAAUGGAACAAUUAUCCUGCUGUC